GAUGUGGUCAGACAUGAAGACACUGGAAAUCAGAACGUCCGAAAGAUACUGAUGCUAUCUAAAGAAAAAUAAUCGAUUUGUUGUUUCACAACAGGCUUCUCAAAAAGCGUUUUAGAGACGGUAAAAUCAGAGAAGUCGUGUAAGGGCGCCACCAAUUGCGGGAGAAAAGACGUUCGAGACCGUAACACUUAUUAUUGCAACAUUGCUCGCGCAGCGGCUAACAUGAUGUGAUUGUAAACCCCAUCUUGAUCUGGGGGGAGAGGGGGGACUAAAUGGACUAUCUGCAAUCACAUUAUGGACCAUCAUUUUUUUAAGGAUAUCUAGAAAUGUGCAUCAUGGAGAAUAAUAUGGACAGUUCGGAAGUCAGAAGGCAAAGGCAUAAGUGAAGAUGAGCUUCAAAGUAUCCAAAAGAUGGUUUUUAAGACUCCUCCCAGUUGUGCUAAUCUUCAUCUGUUACUACUGCUCUCAGUUCUACUUUGAAAGCUAUGGAGGCAGCAGGAAGUCCCCUCAGCCCACUGUUUCUCGAUGUGACAGUUAUCGCUCACAGAGAAAGUGGAAGAGUCUCAACUUUAACAUGAGCAGAAAAACAGAGCUCUUUCUAAAUCUAAAAGAUUUCUUCUGGAGGGAACAUCUGUCGACUCAAGCUCUGCCCUAUGGCAUUAAAGGCAGUGAGCUCCUGCUUUUGAAAACCUUGGCAGUGAUUCCCAGCUACACAAUGCCAGCAUAUAUUGAGAGCAGUUUAAAUUGCAGGACAUGUGCAGUCAUUGGAAACAGCUUUUCCAUUAAAAACACUUCACUGGGGGAGAUCAUUAACAAAUACGAUGUGGUGAUCAGGCUGAACGAUGCCCCUGUGAGAGGCUUUGAGGAGGAUGUGGGAAACAAGACAACUUUGCGUCUGUUUUAUCCCGAAUCAGCCUCUUUUAACCCGGGUAUUCAUAAUGACCCAGACACCCUGCUGGUCCUGGUUCCUUUCAAACAGGAGGACCUCCGCUGGCUCAAAGGGAUCCUAUAUGAUGAGAAGAGGGUCCAAAAGGGUUUCUGGAAACCUCCUCCUCAGAUCUGGCUCGGCAGGACCAGUCAGAUCCGUGUGCUGGACCCAUAUUUCCUUCGCUUAACAGCCAGCAAGCUUCUUGAAAUUCCCUUGCAACCAAGCAAGCAUCAGAAGCCGGUCCAUCCAACCACUGGUAUUCUGGCAGUGUUUAUGGCACUAAACUACUGUGACGUCAUCCACCUGGCUGGAUUCGGAUAUCCAGAGACCAGAGACCAGAAACAGCCUAUCCAUUACUAUGGACAAGACACAAUGAAAUCCAUGAAGAAUUCCUACCAUGAUCUCAACCAAGAGGCAGAAGUUCUUAAGAGACUGGAAAACCAGGGGGACAUUUUAUACCUUCAUCCUCAUUCUUGACAUUCACUUACAAGCAAAUGCUUAAAAAUACCACACUGCUUCUUAGUAUAUUGAAUUGAAUAUGUGUAAAUAUAGCUAUACAAACACAAAAUAUCUUCAACUUUGGACACCACAUAAGCAAUAGGCAUCUGCCCAUGCUUGCUUGAAUUGGACUGAACGUGUUCAGCUCUCUAAACACUGCUGUGUUAUUAGUUGCUUCUGUAAGAUUUCAGUUUUUCUGACCUCAGAUAUUUAUAAUUAUUAAUUAAUUGUCCUUUUGGAAAAUUGUAUUUUAAAUAUCACCACUGGAUAUUUUAAUUUUAAGUAUUUAAUUAAAAUGAAAUUCGAUGCAUUUUUUUUCUGUUUAAUUAACAUCAGCAACACCCACUGGAAACAAUCACAACUGAGAUCUCUUUAAUGUCUCCAUUGUUUUUCUAGACAACAACGAGAUUAAAUCAGAUCAAGUCUCCUGCAUUUCAUCUAAAAAUGUGUCUCCUCUUGAGUUUCAGAAGAGAUUAACAAUAUCUCAAACUGUUAUUUGCCAAGAUUCCAAAGACUGGAAUGUCAGAGAGUUCAAUUUGAACUCAAACAUUUAAUUUUAAUAAAUUCUUACAAGACUAAAUUAUUAGCCAUGAUUUUUCAAUCUCCUUGUCUUUAUUAUUUAAUCAGUGUGCCAAAGGUGUAUAAAAAGGCCCAAAAAAAGAUGAUAAACAUGCUAUCAUAUUACUCUCAUUAUUUCUACUAUAGUUAUAGAAAUAGUUAGAGAGCAUGGUAUGCCAUUGCAAACUCAGACUUUUUCUUUUGUGAUUCUGUAGUACCUUACACAUCCCGAAGAGGGCGAUUAAUCUACAUCACAUUGUAAGAAUGGUAUUAUAGGGAGAGUGAAACAAGCCUACGUAAUGAAGCGCAUUACAUGCACAUGAUGACCUUGUGUUCACUUGUGCCUUUAUGGUUAUUAUUUCGAUUGAAAAGGAGGGAGCUGCCUUUUCGUUUGAGUAAGUCAUUACAGUGCAUCACAGAGGAGGAACGUCUGGAGUUGUGUCAGACAUUAGGGAGGGUUUUUAAUGUGUCUGAA
Messenger RNA from Xyrauchen texanus (razorback sucker), 2459 nucleotides. RefSeq names its product ST3 beta-galactoside alpha-2,3-sialyltransferase 4 (gene st3gal4). Gene Ontology annotation, molecular function: sialyltransferase activity. The transcript is spliced from 11 exons. Gene Ontology annotation, biological process: glycolipid biosynthetic process. The coding region runs from base 389 to 1405 and encodes 338 amino acids. Lineage: Eukaryota; Metazoa; Chordata; Actinopteri; Cypriniformes; Catostomidae. The record is from RefSeq and is a predicted model, not a curated record.